AUGGAAAUAGGAAUCAAAUUAAAGCGUCGUCCGGAUUUACCGAAUUCGCUUCGAUGGUCCAACGAUAAUCAAAUUGUGGUUGUCACACCUUCAGCAUUGUAUAUUUGCACACCUAAAUAUAAAGGAUCGAAAUCCGAUGAAGGAUACACUACUACUUCUAAUGCUACGUCUACAUCAAUACAUCCAGAUCUUUUGAGAUUUGAGGAUGUAGUGAUAAAUAAUCCUAUUCCAAAGAAAUCUGAUGAAGGUUUUCGAUGUGCAACGUGGUCUCCUAUUGGUUGUUCAUCCUGUAAUGGUUGUUUAUUGGCUGUAAUUACGACACACUAUUACGUCGCUGUAUAUGGAACAAAGAUUGGAUCUUUCCCGACACAAUGGAUUGAGAUCGUAAACUUAUCUCAAUUGUUGAUUGAGAAUUUAUAUGAUGACGAUGAUCACAUUCAAUUAAAAAAUCGGGAUGGUAUUUUUGAAAAAACAUCGGACGAAAUGUUAUCAACGUCCAUCGAUUGGUCAUCACGAUGUUUUCCUGCUGGACGUGAUCCUUUUUCAAUUAUUGCCGUGGGAAGUAAAGCUGGUACUAUAACAUUAUGGAGAAGUUACAAAAAUAAUAUUGAGUUUAUUCACAAAUUUAAGGCACACGAUUCUUGGGUGGUAUCGAUGAGCUGGUCACUUUGGGUAGAACUCGAUGACUGCACUCAUGCGGUUAACUUGGUCACGGGAUGUGUUGAUGGUUCAGUAAGCUUAUGGAAAAUAUUAUUUUCGUUGCCAAUUCUAGAUGAAGAAAACGACAACGAUUUGAUAAACACUAUAAAAGUUUCAUCUGAACUUCAAAAACCAUUGCUCAUUGCCGAUUCACUUAUACCUUCGAUUAUAAAAUGGAAUUGCGACAUGGAUGAUAACAUUGAUCGAUUAGCAUUUGCAAGAGGAAACAAAUUGUAUGUCUUGAAUGCGCCAUCCCCAUUUCUGUUAAAUACUGAUAAGUGCGUUUACCUAGAGAAUUCAUUUUCAUUGUCGAUGUCUAUUACAGGAAUGAAUUGGAAUUACAAUGCAAGUCAAUUACGCGUUUUCUCUGUUGAUGGAAAACAUUGGACAUUUGAUGUAUCGGAGAAUUCUAUGUCUAUUAAUCAAGAUGUGACAGAUUUUAUAAGUCAAAUGAUAGAUGAAAUUUGUCUGGACCAAAUUAACAAUGAUGACGUAUUAGAUCAAGAUGAGAAGGAGGUUGAAGAAGAUGAAGAUAUAGGAGAAAGAAAGCCUUUAUUUUAUGGUGUUGAUGCUUCAGCGAAUGAAUUUUUUAUAUCUAGAAUGAUAUCUCAAACGGAAAAUGAAUACGUGACCGACAAAGUCGAUAACUCUUAUUUAAGUCUUUGCUUAGCUGAAGAAGAGAAUUCAUCAGAAAUCAGUCUCUCUUUAAUCUCUCGAAUAAAAAAUAUACUAAAGAACAAUAGAUUCAUUCUUCGAGAAAAAUCUCCAAGAUACCAAUUUUGGGAUAUACUCGAAUACUUUGAUGCAGAAAGACAAUACAAUGACCAAGAUUCAUCGUUUAAUUGUUUAUUGAAAGCAUGUAAUGACGUUUGCGACGAUACGUCUGCGAAAUCAACAACCUUGGAAGAGAAUCAUUUUCAAUUUAAACCAUUGUAUCUUUAUGAUACGUAA
Messenger RNA from Ambispora leptoticha, 1650 nucleotides. The record is from the annotation of a GenBank genome assembly. Lineage: Eukaryota; Fungi; Glomeromycota; Glomeromycetes; Archaeosporales; Ambisporaceae.